Nematolebias whitei (Rio pearlfish) is the source of this 2001-nucleotide messenger RNA. RefSeq names its product thyroid hormone receptor alpha b (gene thrab). Bases 402 to 1631 code for a protein of 409 amino acids. Gene Ontology annotation, biological process: thyroid hormone receptor signaling pathway; negative regulation of transcription by RNA polymerase II; retinoic acid receptor signaling pathway. The record is from RefSeq and is a predicted model, not a curated record. Lineage: Eukaryota; Metazoa; Chordata; Actinopteri; Cyprinodontiformes; Rivulidae. Gene Ontology annotation, molecular function: nuclear receptor activity; zinc ion binding; RNA polymerase II cis-regulatory region sequence-specific DNA binding. The transcript is spliced from 9 exons.
CAGGAUGGAGACGACGCGGACUGCACGCCGCUGGAGGCCCGGGCAAACCGUUAACCAGUGAACAGCAUGACUGACUGGAUCCCGUUCUUGUGACUGUCUCUCUGGAAGCCACGCCCACCUCCAGCCCCGGCUGCUGGGCCAACGGGUUUACCCUCGUGGAGACGCCAACGCCUACUGGAUCUUAGCGUCACGCCGAGGUACAUCGUAACGACCUCACAGGGGGUCACCCCCCCCCCACCCCAUCCACCCAACCCCACCGUCGUCCUCCCGGAAGCCCCAGUGACGGGACUUCGUAUUGCUUCACGGACUGACCCCUCUCGACCCGCGAAUGACAAGCGUGCUUCGGAGGGCGGGGCUUGCCUCAGUCUCUCGUGAUUGGCUGCUGGAUGGAAUUGAGGUGAAUGGAACACAUGCCCAAGGAGCAGGACUCUAACCCAUCAGAGGGAGAAGAGAAACAGUGGCUCAAUGGCCCUAAGAGGAAGAGGAAGAAUAGCCAAUGUUCGGUGAAGAGUAUGACUGGGUACAUCCCCAGCUACCUCGAAAAGGAUGAGCCAUGUGUGGUGUGUGGCGACAAGGCCACUGGGUACCACUACCGCUGCAUUACCUGUGAGGGCUGCAAGGGUUUCUUUCGUAGGACCAUUCAGAAGAACCUCCACCCCAGCUACUCCUGCAAGUACGAUGGCUGCUGCAUCAUCGACAAGAUCACACGCAACCAGUGUCAGCUGUGCCGCUUCAAGAAGUGCAUCGCCGUGGGCAUGGCGAUGGACUUGGUGUUGGACGACUCGAAGCGGGUGGCUAAACGGCGCCUGAUCGAGGAGAACAGGGAGAAGCGCAAAAAGGAGGAGAUCGUAAAAUCCCUCCAGACCCGUCCAGAACCCACUGGGGCCGAGUGGGACCUGAUCCGCCAUGUGACGGAGGCCCACCGGCACACCAACGCUCAGGGCUCGCAGUGGAAACAGAAACGUAAAUUCCUGCCGGACAAAAUCGGCCAGUCUCCGGUCGCUCCUACGUCAGACGGAGACAAGGUGGACCUGGAGGCCUUCAGCGAAUUCACCAAGAUCAUCACCCCGGCCAUCACUCGCGUCGUCGACUUUGCCAAAAAACUGCCCAUGUUCUCUGAGCUGCCUUGUGAAGACCAGAUCAUCCUGUUAAAGGGCUGCUGCAUGGAGAUCAUGUCGCUGCGAGCGGCCAUCCGCUACGACCCCGAGAGCGAGACGCUGACGCUGAGCGGCGAGAUGGCAGUGAAGCGCGAGCAGCUGAAGAACGGAGGGCUGGGCGUGGUGUCGGACGCCAUCUUUGAUUUGGGCAAAAGCUUGGCGCAGUUCAACCUGGACGAUACAGAAGUGGCGCUGCUGCAGGCCGUGCUUCUCAUGAGCUCUGAUCGCUCAGGCCUGACCUGCGUGGACAAGAUCGAGAAGUGCCAGGAAACCUACCUGCUGGCGUUCGAGCACUACAUCAACUACCGCAAGCAUCACAUUCCCCACUUCUGGCCCAAGCUGCUGAUGAAGGUGACGGACCUGCGGAUGAUCGGGGCGUGCCACGCCAGCCGCUUCCUUCACAUGAAGGUGGAGUGUCCCAACGAACUCUUCCCCCCGCUCUUCCUCGAGGUCUUCGAGGACCAGGAGGUGUGAAACGCAGUUGCCACCGCGUGAUGGAAGAAUAAAGUUCAUGGGGGGAGACGGGCUGAGAUGGAGGGAGAGCCUCGUCGCCGGGAAUCUGUUGUUUCAAAACUGGAAAUAACCGACAGGAAGAACACACCAGCAACGGGAGAGCGGAACAAACUGAGGAAUUUGUUUCCUCCUCCACAUCUUUCUCCUCCUUAUACCCACUCCUGUUUAAAUAUUCGUGUGGGGGCCCUUCUGUCUAAGCACGAUGUCUUAUCCAGUAAGAGUUGUAGCCGUUUACCAAGACAUGCAAACACACACGAAGGCACAGCUUGUUUCACCUCGUUCUUCAGGGCAGCGCUCUUUGUUUCGUUGCAGUGGUCAGACAUGUUUUAAC